AUGUCUCUUGAGUCAAUAGCAGAUACAGCGACCCAACUCUUACAGAUAACUCUUAGAGCUAACGUUGGGUUUGCUGAGCUAUCAACUGCCAACGAUAAAUCUAUCUUUACUGCUAAAGAAAAAGAAUUGCUUCAACUUGUUAAUCACUUGGAAUGGAUAAAACAUCAACAACGCGAAUACGAGUAUGUGAUAGAGAAACAAAAACUUGAGUUUGCUGAGACGAAUGACUUGCGAACGGAACACGCACUUGCUAGACAGAUUGAUACACUGAAAAAAGAAUUAGCUAAACAAGUUUCAGCAAAUUUUGUAAAGAAUGAGGCGAUAAAAACUGUUGAAAUAGGAAAAUCAAUACUAAAUUCACAGUUCUCAGACGCAAAGACGAAUUCUUCACCAGAAGCGAUAAUUCUGAAUGAGCUCGUAGAAGAGCGUGAUCAAUAUGUUAGCGAAUUUUUAUUGAUGCAUCAGGAACUUGUCAAAGUCCAAUCCGAAUUGUCAAAAGUGCAACUGGCGAUAAUAGCACGACACGAAGACAACCGCGAACUUAUGAAAGAAAUAAAUGAUGCUUUUGAUAUUUCAAAGACAGCAUCAUCAUCUACGAAUAGCGAGGCAAAAGCACUGCAAAAGUCACAUAAGGAUGUGAUUGCAAAAAGAGAUAUUAUACGGAACGUUUUGCAGGGUCUUGUUUUAGAAAGCGGAGUUCGAUGGACGAAGGACGGACAUUUGUUGAAUAUCAUGUUAAUGAUUGGUCAAGAGCU
Paraglomus occultum is the source of this 755-nucleotide messenger RNA. The record is from the annotation of a GenBank genome assembly. Lineage: Eukaryota; Fungi; Glomeromycota; Glomeromycetes; Paraglomerales; Paraglomeraceae.